GCUUGAAAUUCGCAAGAUUGGCAGAGUUGUGAAGACUUCAAUAGGGAGCACUGAAAACUAGAGGACCGUCAUGUCCUCUGACCUGCUGGUGGAUCUUCAUGAUGAUCUGGGAGGAGACGACUCUCCUAGUGCUGCUCUGGACCAGCUCAAACUGGUACAGGACAAACAGUGGCCACCGGAUGACCCUUCCAGCCUGAGCAAAUCUGCUUCAGACAUUAAAAGUCUUGGUGACACAUCACAUCUGCCCUGGGACGACCCCUUUUAUGACAUCGCCAGACAUCAGAUUGUGGAGGUGGCAGGUGACGAUAACUUUGGCCGGAAGGUGAUUGUCUUUAAUGCUUGCCGUAUGCCACCUCAACAUCAGCUGGAUCAUCAUAAACUUCUCAUGUAUUUGAAGCAAACCCUUGAUAAGUAUGUGGAGAGUGAUUACACCCUCAUCUACUUCCAUCACGGUCUGACCAGUGAGAACAAGCCCUCACUCAGCUGGCUUCGGGAUGCCUAUCGGGAGUUCGACAGGAAGUAUAAGAAAAAUAUCAAGGCACUGUACAUCGUCCAUCCCACCAUGUUUAUCAGAACUAUCCUUAUUCUUUUCAAGCCCAUCAUCAGCUUUAAGUUUGGCCGGAAGAUAAAUUACAUCAACUAUUUGAGUGAGCUGGAAGAGAUUGUGAAGUGUGAUCAGCUGGUGAUCCCCAACAGAGUCCGAGAGUACGAUGAUAAGAUCCGUCUGUCUCUGAAGCCGUCUGUUGUUCCUGGACCAAUCUCUCCCCCUCGUAGUCCUCCUCUUCCUUUUCAGCAGUUUGGAGUCUCUCUGACAACAUUGAAACACAGGGCAGCAGACUCAGAGGGAAUUCCACUAGUCAUGCGUGACACUAUUGGAUUCCUGCUGGAGAAUGGUCUCCAGACAGAGGGAAUAUUCCGGCGUUCUGCUAAUGUUUCUUUGGUGAAGGAUGUUAAGGCAAAAUAUAACUCAGGAGAGGAAGUGAAUUUCUCUCAGCUGGAAGACGUUCACUUGGCAGCAGUGAUCUUGAAGAUGUUCCUCAGAGAACUGCCAGAGCCACUGCUCACUUAUCAGCUGUACAACGACAUUGUCAACUUCCACAAUGUUGACAUUGAGUCUCAGGCAGAAAGGAUUCAGAACAUGCUGAUGUCUCUUCCCGAUGAGAACUAUGCAUCACUGCGCUUCCUCGUACAGUUCCUUGCUCAGGUAUCUGCUGAGAGCGAAAUCAAUAAGAUGACCAAUGCCAACCUGGCCGUUGUGUUUGGGCCCAACUUGCUGUGGGCGCAGGAUGCUUCCAUGACCCUCAGCGCUAUCGGACCAAUCAACAACUUCACCCGCGUCCUGCUCGACCUUCAUCAGGACGUCUUCAUCCAGUGAGGAGCAGGAGAACGUUUUCACUCCGUUUUGCUACGGUGUCCCAUCCUUUGUGUCUCCCUCAGUAUUGCCAAAAGCAUGAGUAUUUUAACUGGGUGAAGCUACGCAAAAAAAA
Molecule: messenger RNA, 1487 nt
Organism: Danio rerio (zebrafish)
Lineage: Eukaryota; Metazoa; Chordata; Actinopteri; Cypriniformes; Danionidae
Gene: arhgap1
Product: Rho GTPase activating protein 1
Biological process (GO): signal transduction
Molecular function (GO): GTPase activator activity
Source: RefSeq, marked provisional